AGGAAGGGUUAGCAAGAGCAGAGGAGGACUCCGUCUCCACUCAAGCUCCAAUUAUCAACACAUUCAGUGGAAUAAACGCGAUAUUUCUUUAUAUCGGUAUACUGGAUAUUUUUCUCGGGAAAGUUUUGGAAUUAAAUAGCCGACCAAAUACGCUUAAAAUCCGCCUGGAGAGGAGCUACAACUUGGUUGGAGCGUCUAAUGUACUGAACGAAACGGAAGUAACUUGCCAGCUGUCUGGCCAAGCUCGCCAGUGUCUGAAUGUCAACUCCGUGGGUGAUGGAGUUGAGCAGGCAACUCUGUGGGAAGAUGAGGAAGUCCAGUAAAAGGACCCAACUCUCAUCUUCUCCUACUUCCAUUCGGGGCCUAGAGAUUCACUUUUACACACCGGAGGAGCACCAGCUCGAAUACUUCAAAGGCUGCUACUCCACGUCAGAGCUGUGUGUGGAUGCUGCCAAGAAAUGCUCUAUCUCUCCCUUGUGCCAUAACCUAUUUGCCCUGUAUGAUGAGACAACUGACACGUGGUACCCCCCCAACCAUGAGUUCAAGAUCACAGAUGAAACGAGUAUGAAGUUGCACUAUCGCAUGAGGUUUUAUUUCAGAAACUGGCAUGGCACCACCGAAGGAGAGUCUCCAGUUUGGAGACACUGCAUCAGUAAACUCAGAGGAGGAGGAUCCAGCCCACAGAAAACACCUGAAGGGACUCCCCUACUAGAUGCUGCCUCACUUGACUACCUGUUUGCCCAGGGCCAGCAUGACUUUCAAACAGGUGUGGUUCCACUGAGGAUGGCCCUGUCAGAGGCAGAGCAACAUGACAUAGAAAAUGAGUGUUUGGGCAUGGCUGUGCUUGCCAUCACUCAUUAUACCAUGAACAUGGAUAUGCCCCAGCCGACUGCUUCCCAUGAAAUCAGCUACAAACGUUUCAUCCCAGAAUUGCUGAACCGCAACAUUAAGCAGCGCAACUUCCUGACACGCAUCCGUAUCAACAACGUCUUCAAAAAAUUCCUCAGUGAAUUCAACCGCCGCACAAUGAAGGACAGCAACAUCACGCCAUACGACCUGAAGAUCAAGUACCUGGCAACGCUGGAGGGCCUGACCAGCGGCCUGGGCAGCGAGCUGCUUGAGCCCAUCUCACUCAGUGUAAUGCAGGAAGGAGAUCUCUGCAAUGGAGGCUACAAUGCAUACUACAACCAAGGUCAAGGGCAGAGCCAGAGUGAGAACAUGGAGACUUGCCAUGACAUGCAAGUCCUGGUUACCGGCACCACUGGGAUUUCUUGGAGAAAGAAGCCUGCUGCAACACCUGUGAUUGCUAAAGAAAAGGCCAAAUCAAAGAAGAACAAAUUGGAUGGAAAACAGAAAAACAACAAAAAGAAAGAAGCGAAUGACGGCUGGGUCGUGUUCUCUGACUUCCAUGAGAUCACACACGCUGUCAUCAAAGAGGCGACAGUCAUUGUCUUUAGACAGGACAACAAGAGGAUGGAGUUGCAAAUGGCUUCUAGGUCUGAGGCUCUGUCCUUUGCAGCCCUCGUGGAUGGGUACUUCAGGCUGACAGUGGAUGCCCACCAUUUCCUGUGCAAGGAGGUGGCCCCUGCUUCAGUGGUGCAUAACAUCAACAACGGCUGCCACGGACCCAUCUGUACGGAGUAUGCCAUCCACAAGCUGCGCCAGGAGGGCAACGAGGAGGGCACCUACAUCCUGCGCUGGAGCUGCACUGACUACCAGUACAUCAUCAUCACCGUGGUCUGCAGUGAGAUCGACCUGAGGGAGUCUCGUCCUGUGCGCCAGUAUAAGAACUUCCAGAUUGAAGUGACCUCCGAUGGAUACCGGCUGUAUGGCACUGAGACGUGUCGGACCACUCUUGUUGAGCUGCUGGAGCACCUGGAAGGCCAAAGCCUUCGCACCGACAACCUCCACUUCCAGCUGCUGCGCUGCUGCCCUCCACAGCCUAGAGAGGUUUCUAACUUGCUGGUGGUCACUAAAGAAAGAGCGCCGGCCCCUCAGACACCCAUGCAGGAGAGUCAGCUAAGCUUCCAUCGCAUUCUCAAGGAAGAGAUUGAACAGGAGGAGCACCUUGGCAGGGGCACAAGAACCAAUAUUUAUUCAGGCACACUGAAGGUGAAGAGUGAGGAGGAGGAAGAGGAUGCAGGUUAUUCAUCCUUCCAGGAGGUCAAGGUGGUCCUGAAGGUUCUGGGUUCUGGACACAGGGACAUCUCUCUGGCCUUCUUCGAAACAGCCAGCAUGAUGAGACAGGUGUCCCAUAAACACAUAGUGCUGCUGUAUGGAGUGUGUGUCCGCCACCAGGAGAAUAUUAUGGUGGAGGAGUUUGUCCAGCUAGGACCACUGGACUUAUUUAUGAGGAGACAACAGAGUCCGCUCAGUACACCGUGGAAGUUCCAGGUGGCCAAGCAGCUGGCUUCAGCUCUCAGCUACUUGGAGGACAAAAAGCUGGUUCAUGGCUUUGUUUGUGCUAAAAACAUCCUGCUGGCCAGAGACGGACAGGGCACUGAUGAAGGAGGGCCCUUCAUCAAGCUCAGCGACCCAGGAAUACCAAUCACAGUGCUCACCAGAGAGGAGUGUGUGCACCGUAUCCCAUGGAUUGCUCCCGAGUGUGUGAAGAGCGUGUCCUCUCUGAGCGUUGCCGCUGACAAGUGGGGCUUUGGUACCACCCUGUGGGAGAUCUGCUAUGAUGGAGAAGUUCCCCUCAAAGACAAGAAACUCACAGAGAAGGAGAGGUUUUAUGAAACUGAGUGCCCACUGGCCACACCAGACUGCAAGGAGCUGGCUGAACUGAUGACCCACUGCAUGAACUACGACCCCAAGAAGAGAUCUUUCUUCAGGGCAAUCGUCCGAGACAUAGACAUGCUAGAAGAGAAGAACCCAUCCAUCAUACCCAAGCAGACACCAGUGGUGGACCCAACUAUGUUUGAAAAGAGAUUCCUGAAAAAGAUCAGAGAUCUGGGAGAGGGUCACUUUGGUAAAGUGGAGCUGUGUCGCUAUGACCCCCGGGGAGACAAAACAGGCGAGCUGGUGGCAGUGAAGUCCCUGAAGCCUGAGAACCGUGAGGAGCAGAGCAACAACCUCUCGAGUGAGAUCAACAUCUUGAAAGCACUCUACCAUGAAAACAUUGUAAAGUACAAGGGCAUCUGCCAGGAAGAAGGUGGUCAGGCCAUUAAGCUGAUCAUGGAGUAUCUCCCACUGGGCAGUUUGAAGGAAUAUCUACCCAGAAACAAAAACAAGACCAGCGUCAGCACCCUGCUCAACUACUCUAUCCAGAUCUGCAAGGGAAUGGACUAUCUGGGAUCUCGAAAUUACAUCCACAGGGAUCUGGCUGCCCGAAACGUGCUGGUGGAGAAUGAGAGGACAGUGAAGAUCGGAGAUUUCGGCCUCACCAAGAGCAUCAAGGACAACGAGGGAUAUUACACCGUCAAAGACGAGAAUGACAGCCCUGUUUUCUGGUAUGCUCCAGAGUGCCUGACUCACUGCAAGUUCUACCUUGCAUCAGACGUUUGGUCUUUUGGGGUGACGAUGUAUGAACUCAUCACCUAUUGUGAUUCCACCAAGAGCCCGAUGUCGCUCUUCCUCGGUAUGAUUGGUCGGACUCAUGGUCAGAUGACUAUCAUCCGAUUGGUGAAGGUGUUGUCAGAAGGGAGGAGGCUGCCACGUCCCGAGGGCUGUCCUGAACCUGUGUACGGGCUGAUGCGCAAGUGCUGGGAGCACGCGCCUGAGAACAGAAUCACCUUUAAGCGCCUGGUGGAGGAGCUGCAGCAGCAGCUCCAACCCCAAAAUGACCUUUAACCUGUUUGAGGCUCUAGGAGUGAAGUUGACCUGCGCACAGAGUCUGGACCAGUUGCAAACAGCAAAACUGACCCCAGAUCAGCAUCUGCUUGUGCAGCUUCAUCGUGCUGAGAGACAGUCCUGAAGCAUCUGAGCCGUGCUCCGUCAUACUCGCAUAUAAACCUUCCACAACCAUGAGAAGACAUUUAGUCCUGUCAAUCAUGUUUGUCUGCCAUAUUUUUUUUAUUUGUUGUACUAUUCCUAUAUUUCCUAACGCGACUUAUAUGUAUUUUAGAUGAAAUAAUUAAAUCCUAUCAGAACUUGUAGCCUUCGCCCAUGCUAAAUGUGACCUUAUAUCUUACUAAGGACUUCCAAGUGUAUCUAAGGGAUAUAACCGUUUCCAUCGCCAGAAACUUCAAACUCACGAGGACUCGCUGCUCUUAUAAAAUGCACCGAAGGUCUUUAUAAUCUCUUUCACUGAUGGACAAUUGAAAGAUGGAGACGGAGUGGAGAAAGGAACUGUUUGACGCCCACUUUCACACAGUUAAACGGUGGUGUGGAGGUUUUGUAUGAUGGACACCGAGUGGAUUACUGAUGAAUCAUGUUGAGAACUGCUUGGAUGUACAAACGCAGAUACUGAAGAUGUGGUUUUACCAACACAUAGUACCACUGCUGUUUGUCUCAUGCACUGGCGUUUGCAAGAAAAUUACCUGGUUUGUAUUUUCUUUUGGUUAGAGAGCCACAAAGUGAUCUGUGAUAGAUUUUCUGUUUAUGAUGUGCUGAUGCAAGAACUGGCUUUCAUUAGAGCCUGCAAUGCUCCUUUGGCAUUUUACCUUUAAACAAAGAAGAAGAACUUAAUGCCAAACAGGUAUUGGUUUUUUAAUUGUGAUGAAUAUCUGAUUUUCUUCAUUUUAGACUGUUUGUCAGACUCAACAAGCAAAUUGAAGGCAUUUUACGUUUGACACAUAUAGGACAAGUGCUUUGCGAAAGUAAUCCACUGCUAUUACAGAUUAUCAUCUUGCAAUUUAAGUGCAGUUCUCCUGCAAAGAAAAGCUUUAAUCGAUCCGAACUCUGCGCAAAUUACUAACAUGUUAAAACAUUUGUCUGGUCUGCCUGCAAGCAACAAGCAAAGCUUGAAUCCAGAAUUUACAUACUUUCGAUCUGUCUAACAAUUGAAUCAUGACAAAAUCCAUUUAUUUUGGGUACAUACUAAUGUAUUAAUGCUGCCUCCAGACGCAGUUCCUGGAGAAAUGUGGAUGAUCUCUUUUAAAGACAUGACCAAACCAUGUUUGGUUUAAGAAUGUUUAUAGCAGCUACAUAGCAGCAAUAAUGGUUACUUCAGCAAAGGUUGAAUACGGAAAGUAAAGUUAAAUUAAUGGCCGUGUUGUUUCUACUUUUAUACUUCUAUAACAUGAAUGAACACAAAUGUGAACCUGUGAUCAAACUCACAGGGCACUGAAAUGAAAAGCAUGAGCUGUAUUAUAGGCCAAUAAAUGGCCUGCCACAGACGAGCUGAACCUUAUUUAUUAUUAUACAUUUCUAGCUGAGCCAAUUGCUUUAAACCCCUCUGCCUUGUAACUCAGCAGUUGUUGAUGACUUGCGUUCCUACUGGCUGAUGAUGAUAUAAAAAACGGUUAAUCAAAAAUUAUAAAUAACUGCUACCAUGAACGCUACUUCAACAUGCAAUCAUAAAUGUUCAAAACAAAUCUAAGGCUGAUCGGUCCAAUAGUAUAAGAGAGUAUUCACACAUUAGGAGGGAAAUGCAUGACUUAAUAAUACAUGCCUGUCUUACCCACAAUAACCACACAGAAAUGAGGAUAGUUCUUUAUAAACGAGAAGUUUGUGCUGCAGCUGCACAGAAAACAGAAAAUCUACCUUUUUCUCUUUUAUGGCUUGUGGCUCUCUAACAUCUGCCAUGUUUUUUUUUUCUUUUUCAAAUCAUCAGGAGUCAUCUUCUGCACUGUGUUAAGGUGUUUGAAGUGGUUCAAGCUGUAUGCAUUUUAUAAGUCGCCUAUGCCAAAUAUACAGCACUUGUUAUUUGAGGAGUGACACUUUAAGAGAGAUACCUGUAAAAGACACUUGAGGGCAGCAUCACAUCACUUUUCCUCUCUGUUCAUGUAGCUUUGUGAGAUGUCUCUAUAAUAGACAGCAUACUGCAAAAAAAACAAAAAAAAAAACGAGCCAACUGCCAUUGUUUCAGGUUGUAAAUGAAAGGAUUUGAGGUGGUACACAGUUUGAAUUGAAAGGACUAUCAACAUGGCAUUUUAUGUUUAUUUUCAGUUAAAGAUUAGUGACAUUCAUAAUUAUGUAUGUGCAUUUUAUUUGUAAUGUUUUCUUUUUAAUCCUCCAAUAUGCCAGAACAUUAAUGAAAGUGUAUUUUAAUUGCAAAUAUGUGAAACAGUUUGAGCAGAGGGAUUUUUCUGUUUUUAAAUUUAGCUCAGUCAUAGAUUAUAGCUUCCAAUGGUCAGUUCAUCAUGUAACUGUAAAGCUUUUACUGUGAAUGUUAGCAGAAAGGCAAAAAAAAGAGGACAAAGUUGGCUUCAGUCCACAUUUUAUUUAGGAAUGUAAAAGACAAUUCCUUCUGCUCAAAAUAAGAGAAAAGAAAUAUAUAUAUUUUUCAAAAAAUAAGACGCAAGUAUGAAUUAUGGAAGGUAAAAGUAUCCAUAAGUACACAAUGAAAAAAUAAAUAAAAUCAAUGUUGUGUUCUGUCUGUGUCAGUCCAAAUGCAAUAUAUUAUUACCUAUUGAAAACAGUUUGUUCUAUAUAUUACAGUUGUAAGUAGGCAUGCUAAAAUUGCUCUAGAAAUACCUUAUUCACAGUAAAACAAUAGCAAUAUCAGUGUGAUAUAAAAUUUUUGCAAAAUCUACAGUAUAUAUUUCAGGUCAGAAAAAAAUUCCACAUACGUAAAAAGAAAAAAACUGUUUACAAAGCAACAAGCACAGCAAAUCUAGAUUUAUCUACAGCCAUUAAAAUGUGUCAGAAAAUCAGAAAUACUUCAGUAUUGCAAAGCUUUGUGAUCAACACACACACACACACACAGUCAUUCACUAUUGCAAAGUUCAGCCUCACCACUGACCCUGUGUAAUAUACAGAAUACAUACUGGUACAAUCGUGACGCACUGAAGCUGAGAGGAGGCUGUUUACACAAGAACAGAAAAUCUGGAUUUUAACCUAAAAUUAUUCAAGCUAUUGGGGGAAAAAAAACAACUAAACUACACAAGACUACAAAUAAGAUUUUCUGUUCUGAUGUAAAUGAAUACUAAAAAUAAAACUGAUUGUAUUUUUAUGUCAAUAUAUUUAUUUUAACUAAAAGACACAAGCUGAGGCUGCAUUUACACAGAGACAGAAUAUCCUGAACUGCAGCCGGCUCACGGACAGGUUAAGAUUCAUGGACAUCCUCCGCCGCGUGCGCACGCAGGCUUUAUUUGUGCUGUGAUAAUUUCAGGGAGCUGCGCCCCUUUUUGUGUACAAUCAUCAUGAGGACUUCACGUCUAUUUUGUGGCACAGAGAGGCACAGAAAAAUAAUAGAGAUAUAACUUUUUUCUCCAUUAGUCCCAACAUUCCCCCGUAAAGUAAGAGGCUGAUAUCCUGCAUUUCCAACAGAUAUAAAAAAUUAUUUUAUACGAUCACACUGACACUGGGAGGCAGUUUUAUAGAUAAUAUUGCAACAUCAGUUAAAUCAAAGAUAUAUGAAUCGUGAUAAAUCCAAGGAAGUCGUAGACUCUAUUCAAAGGCAGAGAACCAGACAUGCAUUACGAAAAGCUGAUGAAUUAGGACUUGCAGUUCAGGUACAGAAUGACCUGUGAAACCAAACAAAGCAACUAAAAGCGAUGUACUGAAACGACACAAAAAGCUUCAAGACUUCCUUCUCAUAUGACCUUACUGUCCCAACAGGAUGUAGCUUAUGACAGUAUUAAGACUGAAGACCAAAUCUAGUGAUGCUUUAG
Centropristis striata (black sea bass) is the source of this 7718-nucleotide messenger RNA. It is a transcript of the gene jak1, whose product is annotated as Janus kinase 1. Lineage: Eukaryota; Metazoa; Chordata; Actinopteri; Perciformes; Serranidae. The transcript is spliced from 25 exons. The record is from RefSeq and is a predicted model, not a curated record. Gene Ontology annotation, biological process: cell differentiation; tyrosine phosphorylation of STAT protein; cytokine-mediated signaling pathway. Bases 259 to 3792 code for a protein of 1177 amino acids. Gene Ontology annotation, cellular component: cytosol; membrane; cytoskeleton. Gene Ontology annotation, molecular function: ATP binding; cytokine receptor binding; non-membrane spanning protein tyrosine kinase activity.